AUGAGUUCUGCUUUUUUUACAUGCAACUGCUGUGUUAUUCAGUUCAAGACGAGCGAUUUGCAAAGAUAUCACAUGAAGACAGAAUGGCAUAGAUACAACUUAAAGAGAAGAAUUGCCAGCCUGCCGCCAAUUGGUGCGGAACAAUUUGCUGAGAAAUUGCAAAUUUCUGAAAAGGAACAAACUGAAAAUCAGGUUGAUGAAUUUGGUUUCCCUGUUCUGAAGCCUAUUGUGAUGAACCAAAGUAACCACCAUAAUAAGGCGUUGCUAACAAAACAGAAGAAGCCGAUUAAGUCUAAAAGAGGAAGAAAAGUUGGUGCAAAUUUAUUAAAGAGGAGCGACAGGGAUUCUGCCAAAGAAAAGCAGAAUAGAUCGGUAUCACCUUCUGGAUCAAUAUCUUCACAACUGUCCAAUUUGACUGUAGGAACAGAAAACACAAAUACAGAUUACGGUGAAGAUACAGUCUCUGAAUACGGUUUCACUAGUGACUCUAACUAUGAGUACGCUACCAGUGAUGAUGAAUUAGAUAUGGCGGAUAAGCCCAUUGAUAGAGAAGAAGAUGAAAAGAUUACAAUCACGGAAUGUAUAUAUUGCGGGAAAGACAGUAAAGAAGUGGAAAGAAACGUCAAACAUAUGUUUAGCGAGCAUGGUCUUUUCAUACCUGAGAGAUCAUAUUUGAUCGAUCUAAAUGGUUUAUUGGAGUUCUUAAUAAAGAUGAUUGUCAUUGAUCAUAAUUGUCUAUGUUGUAACUUUCACGGCUCUGGUUUGGAAAGUAUAAGAGCACAUAUGGAUUCUAAGCGUCAUUGCAGACUGCCCUAUGAAACAAAGGAGGAGCGUCAGCUGUUCGCCCCAUUUUACGAUUUCACCUACGAUGACCACACUAUUAGCGAAAAUCCUCAGAAUGGCAGAUCAAGUACUUCGAAGCUUUCCUCCAUCUGUAGGAACAAAUAUGAUGAAGAAGAUGCUGAAGUAGAUACCACAUUGGUCCCGCCCGAAAAUGACAUUAAUGCAAAUUAUACCACCGUGUCCAUUGACGAAUCAGGUUUAGAACUCACUUUACCAACAGGCGCAAGGCUAGGUCAUCGUGCGGGGCAGAGAUACUAUAGGCAAAACUUACCUUCACAGCCAAAUCCUAAUGAAAGCAGAAGAACUGUUACUGCUGCUGAUAGAAGGAUGAUUAGUGGCGUCACCGAGAAGCAAUAUAAGAAGGGUAUGAAGAAAAUGCAACAAUUAGAGAAAAACGCCAUUAAUACGCAGAUCCGUCGUGAGAUUAAAAGGGUUAACUUUCAAACACACUACAGGGAUGAGUUGUUGCAAUAG
Messenger RNA from Saccharomyces paradoxus, 1317 nucleotides. RefSeq names its product Reh1p (gene REH1). The transcript has a single exon. Lineage: Eukaryota; Fungi; Ascomycota; Saccharomycetes; Saccharomycetales; Saccharomycetaceae. The record is from RefSeq and is a predicted model, not a curated record. Gene Ontology annotation, biological process: ribosomal large subunit biogenesis. Gene Ontology annotation, cellular component: preribosome, large subunit precursor. Bases 1 to 1317 code for a protein of 438 amino acids.